AUGGAGAUGCAAAUCAUCACUAAGGAGGACGUGCAGUUGGUUGUGGAAAGGAGUAAACGGGCAUCUUCAAAAGUGAAAUCUUACCGUUUUAAACGAAUAAGCGAAGAACCUAUCGGAUAUUUGGCAGAUCAUCUUAUUCUAUCCGUUGAGCUAGAGGAUAAUCCUGCGCAAAAGGAUACAGGACAACAAGAUGAUGACACUUCCGCCUCUUCAACGAGCAGUACUCAAAAUGUUUCGUUCUUCAUCAAGAUGUUACCGGAAACAAACCUUAAGCUGGCAGAGUAUAUAACAGAGAUGAGUUGCUUCGAUAAAGAAAUAUUCAUAUACAGUAAGCUAAUUCCCGAACUAGCUGAUAGCUGUCAGGGCAUUGGAGACGUUGUAGCUAACACCUAUCUAACGAAACAAGGAAAAGUGAUCAUUUUUGAUGACUUAAAACAGCAAGGCUACGGUAUGAUUGAUGGAGGAACAAGUUUAUUGAACCAAGCUCACAUAGAAAUGGCUCUAAAAACGAUUGCAAAAUUGCACGCGAUGUCGUUGAUAUACGAAGAACGAACCAAAACAACGUUACUUGAUUUAUCAGUAAAUCUGUCUGGGAAAAGCACAUGCAUGCUAGAGGAAAACGUGUAUAUAAAUAGUGAAUCGUACGUGCGUACUACAAAUCUAGAAAACUGCAUCCAGGUUAUGUGUGAAGUUGCCAAACGAAUUGAUAAAUACAAAAAUUCGGAGCAAUUGGAAUACAUCCUUAAAAGUAUUCCAUUGACAGUGCGCCGUAUUUAUGAUUUGGCGAAACCAUCAAGCGUGUUCCGGAACGUCUUAAACCAUGGAGAUUUAUGGUGUAAUAAUAUUUUAUUUAAAUAUGACACAAAACUCAAUGGUGCAAAUAAAGCACAUCCUGUUGAUGCAAAAUUGGUGGACUUUCAGUUUUCACGCAUCGCACCACCAGCAUAUGAUGUGAUGGCGCUCAUUAUGAUAUCAACGUUAAGCGAAUUUAGAGAUCCACUGUUAGAACAAUGGAAGCAUCUGUACUAUGAUAGCUUGUCAUCCUAUGUAGCGGCAAAUGGGUUGGAUUUGGAAGUCAUUCUACCGAGAUCAAUUUUCCUAGAAUCCUGCACACACUAUCAUCUAGCCGGAUUAAUUGAAAGCUGUAUGUACUUCCACUGGCCACCGGAAUCGGAUUGCUACGAACGUGACGAUACUGUGGAGGAUGAUUUUGAUUGUCAAACAAAUACCGCCGUGUUUGUAAGGGCCAGUAUACGAGGGUUUGAAAAGUAUGAGUCGUAUCGCACACGUAUAAGUGAUAUGAUUACGCAAAUUGUUGACAAAUAUGUGUUAGAACAAUAAGAUGUUUUGUUCCGUUAUCGUUAAAAAUGAUUAAUUUACAUCAAUGCUGCUGCAUGAGUUCGAUCAAUCAAUUGUUUUGUAUGCUUAGAAUAGAGCUCUAUAGUGCGAAUUGAAAAUAAAAUAAUAAUCGGUUGGCAGGUAUGCAUAGAAAUAAUGAUCAAAACUGUUUUGGUUCGCUUUGAUAAAUACAAUACUGAUAAUGUGUAUAAAAAAUUUAGCAAAACAAUAAUGUAAACAAUGAUAAUUCGUAGUGCAAUGAGUAUAAGCGGUUAACAAUAAUGUACCUCAUUUUAUCGGACUUGCUAAUUAAAG
Molecule: messenger RNA, 1653 nt
Organism: Anopheles merus
Lineage: Eukaryota; Metazoa; Arthropoda; Insecta; Diptera; Culicidae
Exons: 2
Coding region: 1-1341 (446 amino acids)
Source: RefSeq, a predicted model, not a curated record